GCCAUGUUACCCGCUGAGGAGGGGGCAUCCUGCUUCUCCCACGUCCCUCAUGUGACCGGCGGCGACUAGAAACCCGUGUUGUUGUGGACCAGUCGGAGGCGGGUGUUUUCUCCCCGUGCCAGCCUUGAUGCGAACCGGAGCUGCCGGGAGAAGGAGCGGAAAGAGCGCAGUCACCGAGCCGCCGACGAUCACACAUCACCGCACCGAGAUGGCGUGGAGAGGAGGGAGAAAGCGGUCGUCUUAUCGACCCAUCCAGUGUUCUCUGUAGAGCUGGUCCUGCGUCUGACUCGGGGACUCGGAGGGGAAGAGAAAAGGUGAUGACCUGGAUGGUGCCAUGUGAAUGACUGAAGACCAUGAAGCCCACACACAAGCUGCUGUUCGUCCUGUGCCCCAUGCUGGUCCUGGGCUUCAUUUACUACUCUUCCGGGAAGCUACAUCUACACGUGUGGGGCCAGAAACCUCAGAGUGAUGCAGAAGAGACAACCGUAGCCCUGACUAAAGGUGCUGAAGUGAAAGGAAUUCCAGAGAUGGAAACGGACAUCACCGCGGGACGAAUAGUAGGCUCAGUGUAUGAUAAGCAGGGCUUUCUUCUGCAGCUCGACACAAAACUACCACUGGAGUUGGCGUACAAGUAUGGCAACCUCAGCGAAGGAGUGUGCAAGCCAGGAUAUGCAGCAGCUAAGAUGACCACCAUCUAUCCCAAGUUCAUGAAACCAGCGCCCAUGUUUCUUGAUCGGAACUUCAAACAGCUCGGGAAAGUCAGCAAUUACUUACCUCCAUUUGGCUUCAAAACACAAGAGAGAAUAAUAGACAGCAUUUUAACAAUGACAAAGUAUUACGGGCUUGGAGAGGAGCUCGACAGUCUCAGCUGUAAAAGAUGCAUCAUCGUGGGAAAUGGUGGAAUCUUGUCCAACAAGUCUCUGGGCUCCCGGAUAGACGACUACGACGUUGUAGUGAGGUUGAACGAAGCCCCCGUAGCUGGCUACAGCAAAGACGUCGGGACCAAGACCACCUUGAGGAUCACCUACCCAGAGGGAGCCAUCCAGAAGCCCGACAACUACGAGAAGCACUCGCUCUUCGUUUUCUCGGCUUUCAAACCGCUCGACUUCAAGUGGCUCAGACAGAUGGUCUUCAAAGAGAAACUGAGGGGCACUGAGGGCUUCUGGAAGUCGGUGGCUCACCACGUUCCCCGCGAUCCAACAGAGAUGAGAAUCCUCAACCCGUACUUCAUCCAGGAGGCAGCCUUCCAGUUCAUAGGCCUGCCCUUCAACAACGGCCUCAUGGGUAAAGGGAACAUUCCAACUUUGGGAACAGUGGCAAUUACGAUGGCUCUGCAUAACUGUGACGAGGUGGCGGUGGCUGGUUUCGGCUACGAUAUGAACACUCCCCACGCGCCUCUGCACUACUACGAGACCGUCAAGAUGUCCGCCAUCAAAGAGUCGUGGACACACAACAUAUCCAAGGAGAAGGAGUUCCUCCGCAAGCUGGUGAAGGCCAACGUCAUCACAGACCUGACCAACGGUAUCUGAGUUUACAGCGAUCCACAGUCUCCCUGCGCCAUUCCCAAAGGACUACAGGACAGGAAACUGAGGAAUGGACCGACUUGAGAAGGAAGAAUCCCUCAGAGUCCGGGCGGCCCGCACACUGCCGGGGUUUUGAUAUCAAAGGAGAUUAUAAAUAAAUGAGAUAUAACACAGGAGGGUUUCUGUGGAGAGAUGCACAAAUGUGCCUUCUGAACCAAAGACUCCUGCUGGUGGAAGCAGGGAGGGGGGGGGGGGUGGGAACGAGGAGGACUGGAUCUGCCUGGUUCCCGUCUCCUUUCACACAGACGGCGGCCAGAAAGCCCCGCCGGCCCCCAGGCUUCAACGUUUACCACUUCAGACCCGAGCGCCACACCAAUGAAUAGCGAGCGCCGAGACGCCGCGUCGACCUGCAGAAGCCGGUUCACCGUGACUGGACCGGCGACCCCCGCUGAAGGGACAGAGGACAGAGGACAGAGGGACGGGACGGAGUGUGUGCAGAUGGGUUGUGUAUAAGCAGUGCCAAACGUACCUCGUACCGGGGAGAGGGCGUCCCCGCUCUCUUUUUGCUGCCUGAAUGUAUUCACUUUCCUCAGUGUAAAUAUCAAAGAUUUUUACUGUGCUUUUUAAGAAGCUGCAGCAGCCUCCACCCCCCCACCCCCACCGCCCCCGUCUCUGUCCAGCCAUUCAUAGCUGUUUUGUUUGUUUGUUUGUCCGAGGUUCAGAGAUAACUCCUGAGCCCCCACCGCCCAGCCGGGAGCAGGAGCAGACAUCCCAGAGCUCACGGCGAUUCGGCCAAAUACCUUUUCAGAUGUUCUCAGUGCUGCGAGUUUGAUUCCAAAAUUAGAUUUUUAGUUCGAGUGUACACUAAGAAAAAUACCGGCAGCAGGAAUCGGAUAAAUCUAAGUUAAUUCUUCUGAUCGGGCUGAAUUAUUUUUUAUAGUAGGUUUUUAUUUCCACCUCCACCCUGAGAGAAGAGACUGUGCCGCCUCCAGCCCUGCUCUCCCCCUCCUCAGUUUCACUCGUGUCACGGUACUUUGCCUCCAUCUCUUCAGACGCGGUGCAGCGACGCUCUGCUCUGCAUGUCCGACCCUCCUCCUCCCGCCUGUUUCCCGCUGCUGCAGAGUUUUUGUUUGUUUUCUUCAGUAAAUGGUCAAAUCUCGGAUUGUAGGAUAUAAAUAUAUAUUUUUGUUCUUAAGGUUAUUUUAAUUAUUUAUUUUGUUACAAAAGUCCCAACCUUUCGGUCGCAGGCGGGCCUUCUCUCUGUUCCAAUAGCAGCUCAGUGUGGGAGUGUGCCGUUCGCCGCCAUGUGCUUCCUCUGAGGCUGCGUCUUGUUUUGUGACUCGGCCUGUUUUAAAUUGGCUUACCGUUGUAGUAAACGUCUGCAGCUUUUUAUUUCCCAGCUUUACGUGACGUUUGUUGAUGAGACGUGCGUGCGCUCUGUGCAACUCAGAGUAGGACUUCAUUUAAUUCUGGUUUUGGUUUGGAGGGUCCGCGGGCGACGACCGCCAGUCUCAGACGGAUGUGACGUGCCGAUCGGGCAGAGGCUCUGCCACACACUACUCAGUGUUCUCAACUUACCAAGUGUUCACAAUCAUUUUUGCUCUUUUUUUCUUCUUCUUCUUCUUCGAAUCAAAAUGAGAAUGUCAAAAUGUCACCGCCUGUCAUAAUCAUAUGAAUGAUCAAUCAGCUUUAUUUAGUGACGGUGCAUCUCUGGUCUGCUUCACCAAAGCAGGAUGUUUCCUUGUUUUCUUUGAACAGUGGUUUCACCUGUUGCUUUGUUUUUGUUCUUGUUUACUUCCUGAGAAGUGCUUAUUCACUGUUUGUUCACAGACAUGUUCACACAUUCACCUCUGUUCUCAGUAAGCUGCUCUUAUUGAAACUUCCACACUACUUCUGUCACACAUUUAGAUUUUUUUUUUUUUUUUCUUUUUCUGUCAUUUCAUCUGUCAGAGCAGCCCCCACUGGGUUGGAAAGAAUCAAUCUCUUUUUUUUAAAUAUGAAAAAAUGAAACCCUGUUGGGUUUUUUUUUCUUCUUUUCUUUGCUGAGAGCACAGGUACAGGGACGGCCGACCGUUGCACUUUGCGGAGGCGCUGCCCGUGCCUCGCGCCCGGCGGUGAGGAGUGUGGCGUUCACACAGCAGCUGAUGCUUCGUGUCGGCUCGGCGCCAGCUCAGGACGGCUCGCGGCUCACACCUUUCAGUUGUCACCAGUCCGUUUCUGUCGUGUACUGUAUGCUUCCUGUACAGUGUGGACGGCGCUGAAACGUUGUACUGGUGGAUUUUUUUUUAUGUUGUAGAACACGAACUACAAAUUGGAACUAGAUUUGCAGAGAGUUCAGCCGUCGAGCAGAAGCCACAGGGUUAAACACUGCAAACGUUUCAGUUUGUAGUUUGUGUACUAAAGCAUGAGAAACUGCCGUCUUCAGCUUCAGUUUUCAGGAUGCCAUUUCACUUUUUUUAAUUUAAUUUUGAUUUUGUUUUUUUGUUUAUUUUUUUUUUAUUAUUAUUCAAAUGCUGGAUGACUUGAGAUUGAACCCAAAUCGCCUCUUUUACUAACCUGUUCAUGUUGGAGCAGAAUGUAUCCGCUUUUCUCAUUCAUCGUAAUCAUGAACCUUUAUCUUUAACAUUUCAAUAUCAGCAGGAAAUCAAAGUGAUCAGAAGUGUUAAUGUUUUUCUUUUUUGUAUCCAGUUAUAAAUGGCUUUCUGCAACUCAAUAAAUACAUUUGUAAUGGA
Molecule: messenger RNA, 4255 nt
Organism: Salarias fasciatus (jewelled blenny)
Lineage: Eukaryota; Metazoa; Chordata; Actinopteri; Blenniiformes; Blenniidae
Gene: st3gal3b
Product: ST3 beta-galactoside alpha-2,3-sialyltransferase 3b
Exons: 13
Coding region: 354-1529 (391 amino acids)
Molecular function (GO): sialyltransferase activity
Source: RefSeq, a predicted model, not a curated record